ACAAGGUGCUAUGACCGCCCACCGCCACAACUACGGACAUGGAGUAGAGAGAGCUUGGCCGGACCGGUAUGGCAGUUUGAGGGUGCUGAGUUUUGAAAGAGGCUGGGAGCAUAGUCCUCCAAACAUUACUUAUUCAUCAAUGUUCUUCUCCACGACAAGGUUCGGAUGGUUCCUGCAGUCGGAGGAAACAAAUUAGAUGAAACGAGCGAGCGGUUGGUAGCUCCUCUUUGAACGUCACAGCCAACGGACGGAUAAAAAGACCGCAUUUUCCAGCACGUGUGUCAUUGUUUUAACGGAUUCGACUCUCGCCGAUUUGAGGUUUAUCGUCGUCUUUAUUAUAAACCUCAUGCUUCAUGCAUCAGUUUUCACCACCGGCACAUCUGCACUUUGGUCGAUGUACACCGUUCACAGUUUGACCGGGUCUAACCCAACGGUUACCUCUUAGCGGAAAACUGCGUGUGGUCUGUGCACCGAACUAGGUCACCAGACGACCUUUCCUUUUGCGAUAGAAAUAGAAAAGGCAUCAGGCACAAGGUUUCCGGACAGAAACAUUUACUCUACAAAGAGUAUUCACCCCUAAGAAAUUUACACGUUUGAACUCCUAAUCAGAGGCUAACUCUACAACAAAAUCAUGGCGAACGAAGCUCAGCUGUUGAAAUUCGCGGGAAAGUGGAAACUUGAAAAGAGCGAGAAUUUCGACGAGUACCUGAAGAAGAUGGAGGUGAUGUUGCCGAUGCGGGCAGCGGCCAAAGUCAUGACGCCCACGUGCGAUAUCGACGUGCAAGGGGGAAGUUUCGUGAUCAAGAUGAACGUACCGGUGAUCACACUCCACGUGCAGAAGUUUACCCUGAACCAGCAAUUCGAGGACCUGCUGCCCAACGGGACCAAGCAACUGACCCAGGUCAACUGGGAGGAUGGAAAGAUCGUCCUACGGGAAGUGGACAAGGGGGACCCGCCUCACGUGGUCACUCGAGAGGUCAGCGAUGCCGGCACGGAGAUGACCAUGACGUGUACCAAGGGAGACAUCAUCUGUAAAAGGUUCUACCGAAAGGUGUAAGCAUCACCGGUCAGAAAGAACAAAGAUCGAUGUUCGAGAAGAAGAAGACAAAAAAACCUGCUGCACCCUGGAUGAGAAAAUUCGCAAAGAAAUUUAUAUAGCGUCAGGGUUUUCGUUAUCAGUUUCGCCAUUCGUAUAUAAUUCGUAAAAAGGGCUCUUCUUUCUAAAAAAUAAAAAAAAAAUAAUAAUAAAUAAAUAAAUGCACUUUAACUUCGCGACAUACUAAAACAAAAAGCUUUUUAAAAACACAAACACCAGGGAAUUGUGGUAGGGGAAGCUAUGACUCAUAAUAAAUCACAUUAUACGCUCGCGGAGGUUUUCAGCACUGCCGACUGAUGCCUACCCAAGGCCACUGCAUCGCCUGCAAUGACCUUCAACGCGCUCGGAUAUUGGAUUGUGUGGUCGGUCCACCAGCUAUCAACAUUUUACCGGUACCUCGGCAAGUGCAUUUCCUUCCACUUCGCUUAGCAAUUACAUAAUUACUGGAGAAUAAUAAACAGAAUUUUCUUCGGUGGCACCAUCGCUGUGAAAAAGAAAGUGAACGGCCACGAAGACAUUCGUAAGUUAUUCAUGGAUUUUUCUGUUUUGUUUUUCGAGUACCUGUUUCUAUAAAGCAGUGAAAAAAUAAAAACCAAAGAAAAUGAUCAACGAGAGAUUUAACUUACUCGCCCUUUUCCCGAAUGAAAUGUGUGGGACUAUUCUGUGGAAAUGUCAACUAGAAUGUAAGUUUUUAAUCGGCGAUUCAAUUAAAAAAUAUAUACAACAACAUUCACAAUGGGGGUUAUCAAGUCUCUGCCUGACCAAACUGAUGUCAACUUCACAUGCAUGAAUAACAUUCUGUGUUCAUUGAAACAAAUUACAAAAUUGCUUUUGAUAAUUGGCAUUUUCCAUUGACUAAAUUUUAAGGUUGAUACUGUUUAGUUUACAACACUGACAAAUCAAAAAAGGGAUUGGGUCAAAACUUGCUUUUUAAAAGUUUGCAUUGCCCGUAUUGUGACGACUUGAAUCCUUGUUUUAGCAGUGGACCACGAUCAGUAUUUCCCCCACACAUUCAAGGGGUAAACAUUCUCAAAUUACAAAUCUGCAAAUUGGAUUAUUAAACUGGCACAAACGGGAAUUUCUUUGUCAAUGUCAAAUCCAGGUACAAAAGUGCAGGCUUUAUAUAUACAGAGCUUGCAUUGCCGUUGGAUGCCGCGGAACUAUAUAUGCAAAGCAACAAUGCAUGGGAAUGGUAUUUUUUUCUUUUUUCUUUUUUAAGUAACAGGCCUGUGGCGAUGUUCCCUUUUAAAGCUUUAUUCCAAUGCCUCAAUCUUUUAAAAAGUAACGAUCAUUGAGUAAAAUAAAUGCAAAAUUGUAUAUUAUUUUAGAUUAUAGAAUGGUGGUGUUGUUCUUCAUGUGACACUCAAAAUUGAGUAUAAACAUUAUAGUGACACGUGUAUUAUGUGUGUAUAAAAAGCGAAUCUAUGUAAAGUUGUAAAGUAUUGAAAUAUUAAUUAGUCGACUUCAUCCUAACACGUAGUAAUUAUCUUAAUUAUAGGUUUGUGUAUUUUGUUUAUAAAACCAAACGAUUGCUCACCAAAAGGAGAUUUUUUUUGCUCAAAAAAAUGCACAAUAUGGCUUCUUUUAAACAGCUCAACCAAUAUUCAUUAAUCAAAUGUACCUGCUAAAAAAAAUAUUAAAUAAACUUCACACUGCAGAAACUGGGGUGUUAAAAUGUAUACCAUAGGUGUAGUUACAUACCGAAAAGAGAAUCACAACACCAUCAGGGUGUUAAAAUAACACUAUCACGCAAGCACAAUUCCAUUGGUGUUAAUUUGACGCCCUAUAUCAUGUCACUUUUGAUUCUCUCUUGGGUAUCUUUGUGUGGAUUUUAACAUCCAGGUUUUUGCAGUGUAUAAACGCAGAGUUAUUCCUGCAAAUAUUACAAAGCAAAAUGUGAGCGUUAUGAAUGUAUCUCAAUAAUUAAAGCCUUCAAUCGGUGUAGUUGUAAUACUAUAAUAUAUGCUAAUUUAUUCAAGUGAUAUUUCCAAUGUAUGUGAUGCAUUUUUGUACGAACCAAACACUGCAAAAAGUGGGGUGUUAAAUUUACACCAUUGUGCUGACAGAUGUAGAUACAAAAAAAACGAAUUCAAAAUCUACAUCAUAAGGUGAUCAAAUGACACCAAAAUAACACUUAUUUCUGCCAACCCAUUUACAUUGGUGUUAUUUUUACACCAGAUACUUUGUUUGUAUCUAUGUUACCACACCCUGGUGUCAAUUUAACACAAGUUUUUGCAGUAUAGAAUGGGGAAGGAACUUGAAAUUGAGAUUAACUCAAUAGAGAAGUAGGCCUACAGCGGGGGUAAAAUGAUAUCAUUGACUCACACACACUCUAAAAACUCUCGGGUCAAAUUUGACCCGGAUUCCGAGUUUGGGGAGGCUAACCCAUUUUGAGGUCAAACGCUGCCCCUGAAAGUGGUUUAAAAUCGGCUCCGACGGGUCAUGCUGACCCACAAAUGGGUCAGGUACCACGUGACCCUGAUCCGGAUCAAUUCUGACAUGUAAAAGUCGUGAUGUAAAGUAAGACACCAAGUGGAUAUCACCUGCUUUUAAUCUUCAAGAUAUCUCCAAAUAGUUACAAAAAAGUGUGUCUGUUCGAUUCUCCAUCCUUUUAUCAACAUUAUCUUUAUGCUCGAUACUAUUAUGCGGUAUUAAAUCUAAAUGGUAUGCAUCGAUGUAUUCUAUAACAGAGAUAAAAUGCUCAUUGUCGCCCACUUGCAUUAGGCGAAUUCUAUCAGCGCUAUAAACGACAUUUCAGACGGGGGGAUUAUUAAUAAUGCCAUGACAUAGUACUUUGGCAAGUCUAUUCUGUGAAAUGAACAGGAAUAUGCUGUCCACUCUAAAGACUCCCGCAUCAGAAUUGACCCGGGUUUAAGAGUCAGUUUGACCCGGAAUCUGUAUUCAAAAUUACUAAGAAAUGGGUCAAACUGACGCAAAAUUCAAGUUAAAUUAAAAAAAAUUUAAAUCAGUUUCCGGGUCAGCCUGACCUUAAAUACAGGUCAUGCCCACUAUGGCCCAGAAUGGGUGUAACCAACUGAAAUGACUGUUUCUUUCUUCAGAUUUAUCAUUUUGUUGUUCCCUGUGUUGUGACUUAAUUUAUUUCAAACCCAAAGAGGCUGAUGCUGGGAAUCGUUUGUAUUACUUUUUUUAUUACGAGUUAUGUGAUAGCGUAUAGCACGCUUUAGGUAAGAAAAGAAAUGUAUGGUGAAUAAAAGUGCAUUUUGCUCCAACCAUAAACAUGCA
Messenger RNA from Asterias rubens (European starfish), 4339 nucleotides. RefSeq names its product sodium/calcium exchanger regulatory protein 1-like. The record is from RefSeq and is a predicted model, not a curated record. Gene Ontology annotation, molecular function: fatty acid binding. NCBI's taxonomy places the organism in Eukaryota, Metazoa, Echinodermata, Asteroidea, Forcipulatida, Asteriidae. Gene Ontology annotation, cellular component: nucleus; cytosol. The transcript has a single exon. Bases 632 to 1057 code for a protein of 141 amino acids. Gene Ontology annotation, biological process: fatty acid transport.